UUCCGGUGCCUUUAAAUGCUCAGCCAUUAAUCUGAACCCGACACCGAUGGUGUUUUUAACCAAGAAAAUAGCGAUACAUUAUGGCUGUACCUAUUAGUUAAUUGAUUAGGACCUUACAGUGCAAUCAGACGCUUUUAUUUUAUGUUUUAGAGCCGUCGAACUGAAGAACUUAGUUUUUUCUGAGUGCGUUUGUGCUCUGCGAUCGGUCUCGGUUCCUCUUAUUUUCUGCCGCAGUCAGAAAUUGUUUCAGUUCCCUGAGAGAGGAUAACGGCAGCCUGCUGCUACUGCUACUGCUGCUAGUCAAGGCCAGCUAGCGGGAACCAUCGCAGUUCCGACCUAAACGCUCUGUUUAUCCGGACUGGUUGACGUCUCAAUGCUUCGUCAGCAAACUAAACACUCUUGACGUUCGUUUUAUUUUCUGUCUUGUGAAUCUGUUUGACCUUGUGAAGCGAGUUACAUUUGUUCGCGCAGUUAGGCCGUCUGCUCUACGGUAGCUGCUUUGCUAGCACCAGGUUCGGCUAGCAGGCUAACUUUAAUUUUAGUCAGAUAAUGCAGCUGCAUUAGGACACACACACACACACACACACACGUUCACACACAAAAUCAAGCCUCGCCUAAAGGCAGUGUGAAGCAGAGAAAGGCUUGAGAGAAAAGCACAUACAGGCUCUUUGUGACAGGGUUUGCCACCUCCAACACACCAUUUCCUGUGUGCCUUCCUCCUCAACAACAGCAAUGAGCUCGCCGAGAGAAUCACAGGACACAGUGAACCUGCGUCUGAUCCUUGUGAGUGGUAAGACCCAGGACUUCACCUUCUCUCCUAAUGAUUCAGCAACAGACAUUGCUCGCUAUGUCUUUGAAAACUGGCCUGCAGGCUGGGAAGAGGAGCAGGUGAGCAGCCCCAGUAUCCUAAGACUCAUUUUCCAGGGCCGGUUCUUGCAUGGCAACGUCACACUAGGAGCCCUGAAGUUACCUCCUGGCCGAACAACUGUUAUGCACUUGGUUGCCAGAGAGACACUGCCAGAACCCAACUCCCAUGGCCAAAGAAACCGGGAGAAGACUACAGAAAGCAGCUGCUGCUUAUUGCUGUAAAACAGAAGAGAGAACAACUCCCUGAUCCCUGAACAUGCCUUCUAUUCCUCAAUUUCUGCUCCCUUUUUCUGCUCGCCAACCUAUGAUGCAUUCUGAGUGAUUAUAAAAUGGCUCAGCGGGCCAGAUCAAUUACUUUCAUUCACUUUAUUCCUGUAUAGUAGCUGGAAACCUUCUGUGCCAAGUACUCAAUCUCAUUCUCUCAUUUGCCCUAGUUUUUGCCAAAUUUCUUUUUGCUUUGUAAAACCAUGAUCCUGUGUACAUAGAGCUCUAUUAAAAAUCCAAAUAUCAAAUAUUCAGAUAAUUAAAAAGGAAAAUGUAAAAUAGAAGUGUAAGAAACACUUUAGAGAUUUUCUUGUACUUUAGAGAGAGAAUAUUGAGGUUCCUUUCUCCACAUAUACAGAGUAUUUCCUGACUGGAAUUAUAGUUUUGGACAUGGCUUUGCUCUUAAGAGCGAGCUGGCACUUAAACUCGCACAUUUGAUCAUUGCACUCUACUCAGACGCUUAUCUGAAGAACACAGUGGUUGACUUCACUUCAUCACUUCUCAGCUGACCUAACCUGUUUGAAUAUCUCUUGCUUUCUACAAAUAGGACAAGAAAGAGUUUGACCUAAUAUAAGUGGACUGAUAGGACAUGCCAUGACCACCCCAUAUGCCUUUGACGCUGGACCAAGCAAGAGAAUUUAUUCAUAAGGUCCCCCACCCCCGAAGUGACGACUAUGUCGACACCUGUGCAUGCCCUAGUCUAGUGUUUUAUUACCCUGGGUGUGUACCUGAGUUCUUGGAAAACUGUUCACCUCUUGUGUGCUUGAAGAUUUGUCUGCCUGGAAAAGAAGGAAGUGAAAAGGCUGGCAAAUGUGCUUGAACUGUGAGAAACUCAUCUCCUUAGCCACAUAGACACACUUUGUCUGCUAUGAUGUCCUGAGGGACAGUCACCAUCGUCUGAUGCAAAGAAUUAAAAGAAGGGAAUUGUCAGUGGGCUCCUGUCCGAAAGCCUUGGCCAUAAAGGAUACAUUGUAAGCAUGGUGGAUUCCUGGGGCACAACGAAGAGCUCCACUGGCAUCCAAAAAGACUGCAAGCGAACAGGGGGUGGUGUCCCUUAAUGGGCCCCAUCAGGGGGCUAGGAGGAAAAAUGGGUGUUUUAUUUCCUAAUGUUUGUAUGCUGUCUGCUUUUCUUUUGACUUUGAAUUGUGGAGAAUUAAUAUUAAUAUUAAUAACAAUGGAAUUCUAAACAAAGUUAUUUGUAAUCUUGUGUCAGUGUAUUUCAGCUUUUAAUUGCUACACAUUUAAAAGAUGACUGGUGUGAGUGUGAGGCGGGUUUUUGUGGAGGGGUAGCCCAAAUGAUAUGGGAGAACAGAUCAGUAAUGGGUGACCAUGCCCAGUGGUCUUCCCUCUUCCUUUGAGUGGUUAUCCUUCAGUGAGUGUGUGUAUUCAAAACUAUCACCGCUAUAAAAUUAGCUUCAGAAUAUUAAAUGUAAAAAUACAGUAUGCCUAAAAUCCUGUAUUAUAAAAUAAUUAAAAAAUCUUUCAACUAA
This is a messenger RNA of Clarias gariepinus (North African catfish), 2621 nucleotides long. It is a transcript of the gene ubl3b, whose product is annotated as ubiquitin-like 3b. NCBI's taxonomy places the organism in Eukaryota, Metazoa, Chordata, Actinopteri, Siluriformes, Clariidae. The transcript has 6 exons. The coding region runs from base 733 to 1089 and encodes 118 amino acids. Gene Ontology annotation, molecular function: protein binding. The record is from RefSeq and is a predicted model, not a curated record.